Molecule: messenger RNA, 2401 nt
Organism: Theobroma cacao (cacao)
Lineage: Eukaryota; Viridiplantae; Streptophyta; Magnoliopsida; Malvales; Malvaceae
Product: GTPase LSG1-2
Cellular component (GO): cytosol
Molecular function (GO): GTPase activity; GTP binding
Source: RefSeq, a predicted model, not a curated record
AAACGUAAACGCCAUUUGCUCUUUCUUCCUUUGUCUCUGCUCCAAAGCCUCCAACGUAAAAGCAACACAAAUCAAACCCAACUCAACCUUCUCAAGUCUUUUUUUUCUUUUUCUGGGCAUUGGUUUAUCUGAAUUUGAAUGAAAAGAGAUGGGGAAGAAUGAGAAGACAGGUCUAGGGAGAGCCCUGAUGAAGCAUCAUAAUUCAAUGAUACAACAAUCCAAAGAGAAAGGGAGGUUUUAUAAGAGCCAGCAUAAGAAGGUUUUGGAAUCUGUGACAGAAGUUAGCGACAUCGAUGCCGUCAUCGAGCAGGCUGAGGAAGCUGACCAACUCUUCUCUAUCCAGCACCCCACCCCUAACCUCCUCAUCAAUUUGGACACAAGCUCAAGCACCAGUGGUAUGACACCUGAAGAAAGGAGAGAGCAACAGAAGAAAGAGGAGGCACUGCAUGCUAGUAGUCUCCGAGUUCCACGCAGGCCAUCAUGGAAUGCUGGAAUGUCUGUUGAAGAGCUAGAUGCCAACGAGAAACAAGCUUUCUUAGUUUGGCGCCGGAGCUUGGCAAGACUUGAGGAGAAUGAGAAGCUUGUUCUCACUCCAUUUGAGAAGAACUUGGAUAUCUGGAGGCAGCUUUGGCGGGUUCUUGAACGCAGUGAUUUGCUUGUGAUGGUUGUUGAUGCAAGGGAUCCUCUGUUUUAUCGUUGUCCUGAUCUUGAGGCAUAUGCAAGAGAGAUUGAUGAGCAUAAGAGAACAUUGCUUCUUGUAAACAAGGCAGAUCUUCUGCCAGUUUCUGUCAGGGAAAAAUGGGCAAAAUUUUUUCGCUCUCAUAAGAUUCUCUUUCUGUUCUGGUCUGCUAAAGCUGCUUCUGCUACAUUGGAAGGAAAAAUGCUCACUGACCCAUGGAAGACCCAAAAUAGCAUGCAAAAGAGUGAUGAUCCCGACACAAAAAUAUAUGGGAGGGAUGAGCUCUUGGCCCGUUUACAGUCUGAGGCAGAAGAAAUAGUCAAAAUGAGGAAAUCAGGCUCCAGUACCUCUAGAUCAUCCAAUAUUCAAUCUCCUAGUUGCAAUGCUGAAGGAACUUCAGCACCAAAGAAUGUAGUGGUGGGAUUUGUGGGGUAUCCUAAUGUUGGGAAAAGCUCAACUAUAAAUGCUUUGGUAGGCCAGAAACGUACCGGUGUCACCUCCACCCCAGGGAAGACCAAGCAUUUCCAGACAUUAAUAAUUUCUGAUGAGCUGACUCUAUGUGAUUGUCCCGGAUUGGUGUUUCCAUCCUUCUCAAGCUCAAGAUAUGAGAUGAUUGCUUCAGGGGUGUUGCCAAUUGACCGGAUGACGGAGCACAGGGAGGCUGUGCAAGUUGUUGCUAAUCGAGUCCAAAGGCACAUUAUUGAGGAUGUAUACAAAAUUAAUUUACCAAAACCUAAGCCAUAUGAAUCACAGUCUCGGCCUCCUCAGGCCUCAGAAUUUUUGAGAGCUUAUUGUGCUUCACGUGGGUAUGUUGCCUCUAGUGGACUACCAGAUGAAACUAGAGCAGCCCGCCAAAUUUUGAAGGAUUACAUUGAUGGAAAACUGCCUCACUAUGAAAUACCACCUGGUAUGGCCGAUGAAGGUGGUGUGGAAGAUGAUGGGAAACCAAGCUUGUCUGAAGUUCACAAUUCAGAUGCAUCUGAUGUUGAUGGUUCUUUGGAAGAUGGAAGUGAAACUACACCUGUGCUAAAGCACGUGCUGGAUGAUCUUAGUUCCUUUGACCUGGCCAAUGGACUUGCUUCCAAGAAGGCAACAGUUAAGAAGUCAAAUGCAUCCCAUAAGCACCACAAGAAGCCCCAGAGGACGAAGGAUCGGUCAUGGAGAGUUGGGAACGAUGAUGAUGAUGGAAUGCCAGUAGUCCGAGUCUUCCAGAAGCCAGUGAAUUCAGGUCCUCUUAAGGGUUAAUGAAGCAUCGACUGAACAAGUACUAGGAUAAACCAGUGCCUUCUCUUGCUUGGUUGAAUGCUUCUCCUACGGACACUCCAUGGAACGAAAUUUAUUAGUUGGCUGCUGGUUUAGAUACCCCUUCGUCCCUACAAGGAUGACUAAAGGGAAGAGAGAUGAAUAUAUAUAUGCAGCUUAUCCACGCAUAUGGUUGGAAUGCAGUUUUGUUGCGUUGCAGAAUACGUCACCCGAUGGGGGCUAAACGGAAAGUAGAUCCCUCCCUUGGUGUAUAUCUUAUUGUUGCUCUCUUUUUUUUUUUUUUUCCUCCUUAUAUUAUUUGUUUUGAAUAUUUUGAUGGAAAACAACCUGCUACUUCUCCAGUUGAGUAUUUGGAAUGUAAUUGAGCCUGAGCCUGAGACUGAGUUGUCUGAGUAGAAGUUCAAGGUUCAAACUCCAACUUACUAGAAAAAGUAAUCAAAUUAUUCUAUUCUGACUUAA